Molecule: messenger RNA, 1856 nt
Organism: Fusarium odoratissimum NRRL 54006
Lineage: Eukaryota; Fungi; Ascomycota; Sordariomycetes; Hypocreales; Nectriaceae
Exons: 2
Coding region: 38-1129 (363 amino acids)
Biological process (GO): regulation of DNA-templated transcription
Molecular function (GO): DNA-binding transcription factor activity, RNA polymerase II-specific; zinc ion binding
Source: RefSeq, a predicted model, not a curated record
CUCGCCAAACACCAAAAUUCCAUCUCACCCAUCAUCCAUGGAGCGCAGCGACCCGCCAGCCCGACGGAAGUCCUGUCAGGCCUGCAAAAAGGCGCGGCGGAGAUGCGAUCUAGCGCGUCCAACGUGUCAGCGCUGCGCUCAGCGGAAUAUCCACUGCCAUUAUCCUUAUGCGCCUCCACAGCGCGAGGGCGUCAGCUGUAUACAGCCCGUGAUUCCAGUUUCUGGGAUUGAGGGUUCGCUUACGCCAUCAUGCCUUGGGAUGCUUGAUUCGAUUCUGGAACCGACGGACGAUUUUACAGACCAGCUGUUCCAAGUUUCGUUAGAUUGCGAUGCUUCCAAUUGGUCUUCGCCGCGGCUUUCAACCACGGCUCAAAAUGCGUUGAAUAGGUCUCAGCUUGUUACUGUUCCUCAAGUUACAAGGGCAAUUACGUCCCGGCUUCAGUAUGCUAUGGAUACAAUAUUAAAGGGCCCUUCUCAAAUGGUUUCGGAGAAUCAGACGCCCUGGUGCCAUUCGCACUUGUAUGAUGAGGGAAUGCCUAAAUCUAUGCAACAUGCGGUAUCUUCUGCUGCACUCCAUGCAGCAAAGAAUCAUCUCAACGCCAGAGUCAUCCGCGACAACGUGGAAAGUCGUGUACAAGAACUUCUUUCCAGUUCUCCAGCAAUGACACCACUAGAAACUCUGGCAUAUGCACAGGCCCUCUUCAUAUAUCAAGUACUCCGCCUACAAGAUAAUGAUUCCCGAACCUAUGCCAUCUACGAAUCUACCAUGCCUCACCUCGAAGAAGCAUCCAACGCCCUCAUCCCCUACAUCGCUUUCGAUGAAACAGCAGACUCACCAGAUCACACCGCAGAUCUCAUUCCCCUCUAUCCUGCCUCUGCAGCACAAGCCUUCUGGACAAACUGGAUCUUCCAAGAAUCAGCCAAAAGAACCCUCGGCAUGAUAAACUUUUUCAUGUUGACAUAUUACUUCAUGAAAGGCGAGUCAGGUAAUAGAUGCGGCCAGAAUAAAAACAUCGCUGUGAAUCGGUCUGUCACCAUGUCUGCGCAUUUAUGGAAAGCUCAAGAUGCUGUUGACUUUGCACUGGCGUGGCGAAAUAAGAAACACUUCGUGAUAAAUGUGAGCGCGUAAGUCAACAUUGAGUUUUGUUUGUUGUGUCUUUAGCUGACGAUUAACGGACCGAAUUUCUUGGAGACGAUAAUCCACGAUGCCCAGAAGGAUGACAUUGAUGCUUUUGGCAAGAUAUGUCUAACAUCGUUGAUGGGACUUACUGAGGCAAAAGGUUGGUUAGCUAUGAAGGGGAUUACUUUAUAAUCUUUCUAUAUAUUCUUUCUGAUUCCAGUCCACCUUGAUAAGGUGACAGUACGAUGAGAAUACCUGGGCAAUAAUUCUGAUCGCAUGCGUCUACACCCUUCUGUAUAAGAGGCUCCUGCCCCUCCUUUAAUCACAUCAUCUUGAACUCUAAUUCAUCCUCCUUGUGACAUUCCUGCCGUACUAAAAACUCUUUCUCGAACUCAUUCUCCUGUUCCCAGUAGGCAUCGGCCUUUGCGCUUGGCUUAAAUUCGCCAGAUUUGACAAGUUCGUCAGAUGGGUACUCGUAGACAUCCAGUUUGAUGGCUUGAUUCCCUGGGUAUAAAUGGAGAUACUGAUUCCCGGCCAUUGUUUUCAUAAACGCGUCAUAGCGCUCAAGAUCAUCGAUGUGAAUUGCAUCUCGGGGAGAGAGAAAUGCCACUGCUCUACAAAUGAAGAAUGUGGCGAACUUGAACAUAAGAGCGAAAGGUGGCAUGACGCUGGAAAUUCGAAAGCCUCGGGGUUCUAGUAAGAGCCGUUGGUGUUUUCAACUUAUGGUUUGUUCCUG